This is a messenger RNA of Tuber melanosporum (Perigord truffle), 1072 nucleotides long. RefSeq lists its product as uncharacterized. The transcript is spliced from 2 exons. The record is from RefSeq and is a predicted model, not a curated record. Lineage: Eukaryota; Fungi; Ascomycota; Pezizomycetes; Pezizales; Tuberaceae. The coding region runs from base 141 to 755 and encodes 204 amino acids.
CUCUUUUCGCCUGUAAACUACGCCCAACCUUUUCCUCCCCCUUCUCUUGGGCCUCAACCCCACCACCCACUACCAAAUCACAAGCCCAACGAACGAACUUUUUAUACAUACGGCGAGAAACUGCUCGGUAAAACAUUUAAAUGUCUCAGUCUGACAGUCUCGGUUUGCCUCAGGUCGCGGCUUGUCUCCUGGUAGGAUAUUUUGUUUUCAGAUGGUUCUUCAAAUCUUCGGAUCCUAGUAUCGUUUCGCCAACCCGAUCACCGGUUGUCGACCAGCGAAGGUUACAAGAGCAGUCCCUCCUCUUGACGGGGAUGUUCCCCCAAGUGUCUAUGGCAGCCGCACAAGCUGAGCUCAUACGGAACGGUGGAAAUAUUGAGAUCGCGACGGAGAAGAUUCUAGCUGCUGGGGGACUUCCUGAGCCUCCGGCGCCUGUCGCUGCUCCCUUAAAUUCCUCCACCGCCAGACCGGCGCCUGCGGCUGCUGCGCGUCGUACAGCUACCCACAACCCCUCAGGAGCUUCGUCUUCUCGGGCCGUGGGGUAUCAAGAUUUGAUCACCAGAUACAACCUUCAUAGCCGCCUUCACGAAGGAGAUUCUUCUUCGUCGUCUACCCCCUCUGGGAGGGGUAAAUCUCCCCAAACUAGGUCGGACAGACAACUAGCGCACCAGAAUAAGCGAGAUGAAAUGAUCCUAGCAGCUCGACGCAGGAUGGAGGAGAUGGAUCAGAAGCAAGCUGCUGCCAAGGGGCAAGCAUAAUCGUGGGGGGGAGCUCAAUUUUAUCUUUUGUUAGAGUUAUCCGAGUGACAACCGUUAUUUUCCUUUUUUCCCUUCCCGUAACUGUUCUUUUUCCUUUUGACUUGUUCUAGGCGCGAGAUUCUGUUAUUUGGACACUGGGUUCGGGGGGGUUUUUCCUGUCAGUAUCAUACUCGUAUCAGAGCAUCUUUGCCUAGUCAUGGCUAUAUUGCUGUUUCUACGUUACCCAUAAACUGGCCUGAUUGUAAUGCGUUCCGUGUUUGGAUUACCAGUAUUUCGUUUUCCGUAAAAAAGAAAUCAAUAAUGAGUUACUUUUUAAA